Molecule: messenger RNA, 825 nt
Organism: Dunckerocampus dactyliophorus (ringed pipefish)
Lineage: Eukaryota; Metazoa; Chordata; Actinopteri; Syngnathiformes; Syngnathidae
Gene: sf3b5
Product: splicing factor 3b, subunit 5
Exons: 2
Coding region: 250-510 (86 amino acids)
Biological process (GO): mRNA splicing, via spliceosome
Cellular component (GO): U2 snRNP; precatalytic spliceosome
Source: RefSeq, a predicted model, not a curated record
CACAAAACUUACCAACAUAGUGGUAGUGCCAGACCUAAGCUCGCAUACAUAUGAUAAUAGUACAAAUAAUAUGAUACAAAUCUGAAAAUAAAGUGAAUAAUUGGCAGUGUUUGGGGAAAAUUAAAUGUUGCAGCUUCAUUUUUCAUGUCGGAACUCUUUUUUUUGCCCGGACGGACACACCGGAAGUCUCCCCCACAUUGAAUCGUAACAAACGAUUUGAGACGUUAGCGUCACUAAACGUCUCCCGAAAUGACGGACAGAUACAACAUCCACAGCCAGCUGGAGCACCUCCAGUCCAAGUACAUCGGCACCGGGCACGCAGACACCAGCAAGUGGGAAUGGUUGGUGAAUCAACACCGGGACUCGUAUUGCUCCUACAUGGGACACUUUGACCUCCUCAACUACUUCUCUGUGGCCGAGAACGAGAGCAAAGCGCGCGUCCGCUUCAACCUGAUGGAGAAGAUGCUGCAGCCCUGUGGACCACCGGCAGACAAACCUGACGACGCCUAAACAGACACUUUUUUUCUUUUUUUUUUUUUACUUGCACAGAUCACACCUGGACUAGGCUUCAUAAGGAGUCCUGGACCUUGAGGCUCUGCAGCUAUUUGUGUUUUAUGUUACUUGAGCCACAUUUUGUAAGCACGAAGAAAAAUGCAAGUUUAUGGCUUUGGUGCAUGUUUUAAACAACUAUCGCGCAUUGCUUAUUGAUUUUUUUUUUUUUUUAAUUAAAUUCAAUUUUCUCACCAACUGCCUGCAUUGUAAGUUAUAUUUAGUCACGAUAUUUAUACACUUGCAGGAGUUUGCAAUAAACUUGCGGUGUCCAAA